Messenger RNA from Amorphotheca resinae ATCC 22711, 923 nucleotides. RefSeq lists its product as hypothetical. Lineage: Eukaryota; Fungi; Ascomycota; Leotiomycetes; Helotiales; Amorphothecaceae. The transcript has a single exon. The record is from RefSeq and is a predicted model, not a curated record. Gene Ontology annotation, molecular function: protein binding. Bases 201 to 695 code for a protein of 164 amino acids.
CAACGAUCUCUUGAGCAACAACCAACCUUCCUUGCGAAUUGAGCAGCGAGUAGGCCACAAAUAUACAUCAUCCUUGUCAGCACACCAGUUCAUCCAAAGCGUGACUAUCAGCUCGAAGAAUCACUAUCAACUCGCACACCCGACGUCUGACUCAGGUGAUCUCUGUUACAUUUUCAACUUCACCUAGGUAGCUUUCAGCCAUGGCAGCAGUGGCAUUGCCCGACUUGCCCUCCGAAAUAAUUGACGAAAUAUCAAAACACAUGAGCUAUGGCUCGCGACUCGCUCUGCAGCUUUCUUGCCGUAGGCUCUUUGCUAAAACCGACCUUAAUCGGCCCACCUACACAGGUUCAACUUCUUCGCCGACCAAAGCCUACGAUAUGGCAGAUCUCCUCGAGAUAGAACAAUGGCCAGAGUACAACGCAGCAAAGUUCAAGCCGCUUCAAUCAAGGCAACCAGUCAGCCAGCUCGACUUCUUCGCAUGUCAUCUCUGUCUGAAAAUCCGCUCCGCUGACAGAUUUUGCAACGCCAUGAUGAAAGGUAAACGCGGAAAACUUGGCAAGGGUACUGUAGAGGAGAGGUCUAAGCGCUUCUGUAUACCAUGCGGGAUUACUCAUGGAAUAUAUCAGCGAGGAAUAUACCUACGGUCUGGUGGGGCAUCUGGUUGGGUUGGUAUGUUGCAAGUGUGGCAGAUUUGAAAGUGGGCACUGUAGCGAAGUUUAUCUAGCUGGGCCUGAGAGGAAAUGUGCAGUUUGCUGGGACCGCAGCCACAAGGAACAGGGGCCGUUCGAUUCUUUCGAUAUCUCAGUCGAUUGUUCAGAUUGGCGGGACGUACUCUUAUAGGCAUGAUCUAUAACGUCGCGAAAGGGUGAGAUAUAUGGAUGGAUUAGGGGUUUAAUAUAGCCUGAAGCUAAAUUGUGGUUUCC